UAUCUAAUUGGAUGUGAAAUGAAAAGCUCCAACGUUUAAGAGAGAGAAAGGAGAGGUGUCUCUUGCAGUAGCUCUUUCAUGUUUGCGAGGUUGGGUUAUGGCUUGAAGGAAUGGAUUCAGAGAGGAACCCUGCCUCUCUGAUUCCAUAACCUUUCCUUCUCUUGGGCUCUCAAUAAUUAUCUCUGGAAAGAACAAACAAGAAAGAAAGUGCCAGAAAGUGAAGGAAAAUAAGAGCAAACACUAAACGUCCUCUUUUGGGAUGUUUGGUCUCCUUGACAACACUUAAUUUGGUGGCAACUGUAUCCAGAUAUGGAUUUAUGUUGGUCAAUCGAAUUUUAUGCGAGGCGAAUCUAUCUCCUUGGGCAGUGGACAGAACUGACUGAAAGUUUGGCUUCAUUCAGGGGCAAAUCUCCUUUGGCAAUAUAAAAUUGGCUUCUGAAAGAAAUAAAAAAUCUUUCGGACCAUUUGGCAAUAUUUAUAUUUAAGAUUCAAAGAUUCGGUUCCGUUGGGGCAAAUCUCCUUUGGCAAAAAUUUCAGAAGUUUCCUCUAGCUGGGUAGGGCUCUUUUGACAGUUAUACUUGCGGAGGUUUCAUAAUUGGGUUGGAAAAUCAUCAUCUUAUCAAUUUGGCCUCGAACGAUAACCUGGCUACUGGGCAGAUCUCCUCUGGCAUUAACUUUCUUUCUUUUGAAACUUUCAAUCAACCGGGUUGGAAAAAUCUCUUUCGGCAGUUCUUCCUAGUGGAAACUUCAGUCCAUUCCUUGGGCAAAUCUCCUUUGGCAGUUCCUUCUAGUGGAAGCUUCAGUCCAUUCCUUGGGCAAAUCUCCUUUGGCAUUUGGGAGUCUUUAGUAGACUCCCUUUAUCGCUUUUGGGCAAAUCUCCUUUGGCAUUAUUCUCCAAUUUUUUUGGAGAUACUAUCUUGGUCUCUGUAUCACAAGAUCAGAUUGACCUAGAAAAUAUAAAUUUGUUGUUGAAGUAUUACAGUGAAUUUUAAUCUUAUCUCAUCCUUUCAUAUCCGAGACGACUUGCUGAUUACCCAUAUCGAGAUAAAAUUUGGACUCGCAGAGGUGUUGAAUGUUCUAAAUCAUCAGGCGACGAGCAUAUCUGGUGAUCCCGGUAUAUAUUCUCUUCUUUUAGGCUACUCCUUCCAAGUAAAUUAUUUUGCACUUGUCAGAGAUUAUCAAGGGUUAAAGUGUGGGUCACUUCAGAAGAAACAUAAUCUGGUUUCUUCUGUUAAUGUGACACAGGCCUCAAAAUGAUGGAUUUUCUCUUGAGUGACUUUGACAGUUCCAGCGAGAGGGGUAGCAUUGAGGAUCAGGAUGACACUGAAAAUUUGUAUGGUGGGCAGGCCAAUAGCAUUUUGUCAAGCCUUGAGGAAAGCAUCAGAAAGAUUGAUGAUUUCCUCUUGUUUGAGAGGGGGUUUGUACACGGGGACAUCGUGUGCUCCAUAAAAGACCCAUCCGGACAGAUGGGAAGAGUGAUCAAUGUUGAAAUGUUUUUGGACUUGGAAAAUGCUCAUGGAAAAAGGAUAAAAAAUGUGAAUUCAAAAGAACUUAAAAGGUAUCAUUCCAUUUCAGUGGGGGAUUAUGUAGUGCAUGGACCCUGGCUUGGGAAAGUGGAUAAAAUAGUAGACUGCAUCACCAUCCUGUUUGAUGAUGGUUCAGAGUGUGAAUUCACCAUGAUGGGUCCAGAGAAGGUCCUUCCUAUUUCUCCUGACUUACUUGAAGAUUCGCAGUACUCUUAUUAUCCAGGACAGCGAGUGCGGGUUGAACUCCCAUCUGUUUCCAAAUCUGCUAGAUGGUUACGUGGGACAUGGAAGGCAAAACAAGAUGAAGGAACUGUUUGUUCUGUCAAAGCAGGGUUGGUAUGUGUUGAUUGGCUUGGCUUUGUCCUGUUCGGUUGUGAAAGGGUGCCUGCUCCCUCAUGUUUACAAGAUUCAAAAAGCCUAACAUACUUGUCAUGUUUUCCACACGGAAAUUGGCAGCUUGGUGAUUGGUGCAUACUUCCAUUUGCAGAUCAUAAUGGUGUUAUGGAGAAGACUUCUUUUAAUGCAUCAACUUGUGAGCCUGUUAAAGAGCAUAAACAAUCAGAAAAAGAAUUUCAGAGAGAAAACUUCAAUCCGAAUUUUCAGGAAAUCUUUGUUACUGUGAAGACAAAGACCAAAGUUGAUGUUUUGUGGCAGGAUGGCAGCCUUUCAUUCGGUUUAGAUUCACAUAGUUUGUUCCCCAUAAAUGUUGUUGAUGCUCAUGACUUUUGGCCUGAACAAUUUGUACUAGAAAAGGGCAGUUGUGAUGAUCCACAUGUUCCAAGUAAUGGAAGAUGGGGUGUCGUGAGGAGUGUUGAUUCAAAGGAAAAAACUGUGAAGGUCAAGUGGGAAGCUUUUGAAGUAGAUCGACUCUCUGAUUUUGAGGAAAAGCAUGUGGAGGAAACUGUGAGUGCUUAUGAAUUGAUUGAGCACCCUGACUAUUCAUAUUGUUUUGGUGAUAUUGUGUUUCGAUUGGAAACGAGCCAGUUAGUUGAUCAUCUUGACGAAAAUUUUUACAAAAGCCAUGUCUUCACAAAAAUGGAAAUGGUUGAGGAGGCUGCUUUUAAGGGUAAGAACUGUGGUGGAGAUCAAAAUGAGUCCCCCAAUAAUAGUUGCCUAUCAUGUAUUGGCAUUGUUAUGGGCUUAAAAGAUGGGGAAGUUGAAGUGAAAUGGGCUACUGGCCUUACGACCAAGGUUGCACCUUAUGAAAUCAUUCAAUUGGAUAAAUUUGAAAGUUCAUCUGCCGCUCGAGUGCUGAAUGAUGGAUACGUUGAGCAAUGGAAUCAAGAGUCUGAGCAUAAUAAACAUUCUUUGCACCAGAAAGGAAAGGGAUUGUUGGACUUUAGUUCAUAUUCACUUCCUCGAGCUGCUGUUGGGUUUUUCACAAGUAUUACGACAAGCCUCUUCAGUUAUCUGGUUUCCAAAUCACUGCCAGGUACAUCUGGCCCUAUUUCAGAAGAUGCACAUGAUGUGACUAUCAAUGAGAAAUGUCUGGAAUCUUGCAAUUUGUGCACUGAGGAACCACCAACUAUAGUAGGUGACUUGCAUACGCUUGGAGAAACUAAAAGGGAGCUGGAAUUCAAAGUUAUCCCAGAAAAUGAAGCCUUUUCAUUUUCAUCAGGCAACAAGAACAUAGAAGAGUUUAGGCAGUUUGAUAUGGUUAGCGGUUGCUACGACCACUAUUUUGUUGAUGGUGCUGGCAAGGGAUUAACGUUGUCUCAGGUGAAAAGAAGUUGGUUGAAGAAGGUUCGGCAAGAAUGGAGCAUCCUGGAGAAAGAUCUUCCUGAAACAAUUUAUGUCCGUCUCUACGAGGAGAGGAUGGAUUUGUUGCGGGCAGCCAUCAUAGGAGCAUCUGGAACUCCAUACCAUGACGGACUUUUCUUUUUUGAUAUUAUUCUGCCUCCAGAGUAUCCUCAUGAGCCACCUUUGGUGCACUACAAUUCUGGAGGACUCCGAAUCAACCCUAACUUGUAUGAGUCUGGAAAGGUCUGUCUCAGUCUUCUCAAUACAUGGACAGGCACGUCUUCUGAAGUAUGGAAUCCCGAAAGCUCCACUAUUCUCCAAGUUCUUCUCUCAUUACAGGCCCUUGUGCUUAAUGAAAAGCCUUAUUUCAAUGAAGCUGGAUAUGAUGGGCUUAUGGGAAGAGCUGAAGGAGAGAGAAACUCAGUGAGCUACAAUGAAAAUGCAUUCCUUGUUAGCUGCAAAUCAAUACUAUACCUACUACACAAUCCACCCAAGCAUUUUGAGGCACUUGUGGAGGAGCACUUUAGCCGACGUUCCAAAUAUAUUCUUUUGGCCUGUAAGGCAUACAUGGAAGGUGCUCCAGUAGGUUGCGCUUUUGGAUGCAAAAAAACCGAGCAAGAAAAUCAACUGGGAAGCUCGACAGGGUUCAAGAUCAUUCUUGCUAAGCUCUUCCCUAGGCUUGUGGAAGCAUUUUCUGACAAGGGUAUUGAUUGCAGCCAAUUUAUUGAACCGGGAAUCUGAAUGUGCUGCAGUGGAGGUAUGUAAGAUGAAUAACUGAUCGAGAUGAUUAUCGCAUGUGUUUAAUAAGCUGUGGUUUGUAAAAAAAAAAAAAUUGGUUGUGUUUUUUCCUUUGUUAUGGUUGUUAUGUGUGUGUGUGUAUAUUUGGAAGAAAAACUGAACACUUGAUGGGAAAUGUUGCUCUGUAUGUAUCAUAUAAUAGUUUUUAGAAUUCUUAAUAUCAAGAAGAGCAGUUGGAUUGGCUUGUUUGAUA
This is a messenger RNA of Cornus florida, 4257 nucleotides long. RefSeq names its product probable ubiquitin-conjugating enzyme E2 24. The record is from RefSeq and is a predicted model, not a curated record. The coding region runs from base 1254 to 4007 and encodes 917 amino acids. NCBI's taxonomy places the organism in Eukaryota, Viridiplantae, Streptophyta, Magnoliopsida, Cornales, Cornaceae. The transcript has 10 exons.